Molecule: messenger RNA, 1796 nt
Organism: Tripterygium wilfordii
Lineage: Eukaryota; Viridiplantae; Streptophyta; Magnoliopsida; Celastrales; Celastraceae
Product: putative pentatricopeptide repeat-containing protein At1g26500
Exons: 1
Coding region: 32-1513 (493 amino acids)
Molecular function (GO): protein binding
Source: RefSeq, a predicted model, not a curated record
GCAAUUCAACCAACAGGAUCUUCAAAUUCAUAUGAUGAUGGUAAUCAGACGAUUAAAACUCACCAAACCUCACCACCUCCACCUCUCAACGACAACGAAAACGAAAACCACCGUUUCACCUCCGACUCCAGUGGACCAAAACCACCUCCUCCGGGUAUGCACGAUCCUCUACCAACAGCAGAACUCGCUGGAUUCCCGCCUUCACGUCAGCCUCUCCUCCUGCACCUUCGACCUCACCCACGAAUUCUUCCUCCAAGUCUGCAAUUCAUUCCCCUACUCCUGGCGUCCUGUCUAUCGCUUCUUCCUCUACACCCGUUCCGACCCUCUCUUCUCUCACUCCUCCACCUCCUUCAACAAGAUGCUCGACGUUAUUAGCAAAUCCAGAAACAUCGAUCUCUUCUGGGAGGUUCUCCAAGAUAUGGCCAAACGUGGAUUGGUGAAUGACAAGACUUUUAGGAUUGCUCUCAAGACUCUAGCUUCAGUCAGAGAGCUCAAAAAAUGUGUGCAAUUCUUCCGUUUAAUGAAUGACAAUGGGUUUGAGUACAGUUUGGAUACUCUGAAUAUAGUGCUGGAGAUAUUGUGUAAGGAUAAGCUGGUUGGGGAAGCCAAGUACGUGGUUUUGAAGCUGAAAGAGUUUAUAAAACCGAGUGAGGUCACUUAUGGGUGGUUAGUGAUGGGGUUUUGUGAGAUGGGUGACUUGAUUGAGGCUUCAAAAGUGUGGAAUUUGAUGGUGGAAGAAGGGUUAGAGCCUGGUGUCCAAGUGUUUGAGAAAAUGAUGGAGACCCUUUUCAAGAACAACCGAUAUGAUGAGGCAAUGAAGGUGUUUAGGACUAUGAGAGUGAUGAGGAAGGAUGAUUUAAGUCUUUCAACUUACAGGCUAGUCAUUGAUUGGAUGUGCAAAAAGGGCAAGGUUAUGCUAGCCAAUAUGGUGUUUGAUGAAAUGCUUAAGAGAGGAUUUCAAGAAGAUGAUUCAACAUUGGCUUCGCUGAUUGACGGGCUUUUGGCGAGGGCGAGAGUUAGAGAGGCUUAUAAGAUUGCCAGAGGGAUUUCGAGACCUGAAAUCGGUGUUUACCAUGCAUUAAUAAAAGGGCUUCUGAGGCUGAAAAAGACUAGUGAAGCAACUCAAGUGUUCAGAGAGAUGAUAAGGAGGGGGUGUGAGCCUACAAUGCAUACUUACAUUAUGCUAUUGCAAGCGCAUUUGGGGAAGAGAGGGAGGAAGGGACCAGACCCAGUAGUGAACUUCGACACUAUUUUUGUUGGAGGUUUGGUUAAAGCGGGGAAGUCGUUGGAAGCCACCAAGUAUGUGGAGAGAACACUUAGUGGAGGAGUUGAGGUACCAAGAUUUGAUUACAACAAAUUUUUACACUAUUACUCAACCGAAGAAGGUGUAGUUAUGUUUGAGGAGGUCGGGAAGAAAUUAAGGGAGGUAGGCUUGGUCGAUUUGGCAGAUAUAUUGCGGAGAUACGGAGAAAAAAUGGCUACUAGAGAGAGGAGGAGAGAUAGGCCAGUUUGAGCCAGAAUAUGGUCUUGGAUUCUUCUUAUUGAAGACCACUUUUGCUUCCCAUUCCAAACAUGUACUCUCUAACGGGGAAUAUUUAUGUAGCAUAUGAGUUCAUGGAGUGGACUUGUUAGAAGUCCAAAUGAACAAAGCAAAUGAGUAUUUUCUCAAUUUUAGUAUUUUACUUAAUUUUUUUUAUUUUUUUUUUUUCCUGUUUAAGAGAUCUGGGUUAGUAUUUUCUUAUUCUGUCUUUGUGAAGGGCCGAAUUUUAUAGAACUUGGGUGUUUUAAGCUUCUCG